AUGGAAAUUACUGCGUUGAAUUUGGAAACUGAGGAGUUGUUGGAUUCCUCAUCUAGGGAGAUUUACCAAGCAUUACUUGAAGAGGCAGAAGAGCAGCGGGAAAGUAACUUGGAAAGUUUAAGAGAAUUGGCAGAAGAAGAAGAAGAAGAAGAAGAAGAAGAAGAAGAAGAAGAAGAAGAAGAAGAAAAUUUGGACAAUGUUGAACGAGAAAAUGAGAAUGAAGACGAAGACAUUUUGGCCUUGAAGCAAGAUUUGGAACACCACAAGACAUUGCCAUUCUUGAAAAGACCUAGCAUUUGGCAAAUUCUACUUAUAUUGGUCCUCGUUACUACAUUCGUGUCCGCAGCUGAGCCUUUUAGACAGAAUAUACAGUUCCAGUUGGCAUGCAAUAGUGUUGAAGUGAAUGGACAUUGUAGUCCCGAACUCACACAGAUUUUGAUUGGAAGCUAUAAUCAAGCCUCAAUGGUAGGUAUGACUUUGAUAUCUUUGCUAGCCGUUUCAAUGUUUGGAUAUUCAGAUAUAAUUGGAAGAAAACCGUUUUUGGUUUCGACACUUGCACUGUUUACUAUGUCAAGAAUGGUUGAAUUUUACCUCAUGACACACUAUGAUACAUUUAAAUUUGUGCCCAUGAUUGUCGCAGCCUACGUUUCAGCGAUAUCAGGGGGUUUUGUGAUUAUAGGCUCAAUCAUAAACGCCUACAUAAGCGACGUAUGUCCUAUUGAAGGUAGAACGUAUGCGUUAGCGUUGGGUACUGCCGGAAGCUAUUUUGGACAAGCAGUGGGGCCAUUACUUGGCGAUUUCUUAGGCAAAUGGGCAAACUCGUGGAAUGGUGUAAAGCCACUUCCCGGAGGCAACAAAAUUAGUAUCCAAGCAGCAUCUGAAGUAUCCAAAGUGGCCAACAGCGAGUUCUUGUUGUUAAAAGUCGAGCUUAUCAUCUUCAUAUUAGUGACAUUAUAUCUGUUUUUGGUCCUCCCCGAGUCAAGAAGCAUCAAGGCGAGAUCAAAGUCAAGGCAAAAAUCAGUAUCUGAACAGCAAAUGAGGGCCGAACUAGCAACGGCAAUGAACAAUAUGACAUCACAAAGCUACAAGUUAAAAUUUAAUUUAGUGGUUAGAAACGUUUUAAAAAUUUUUGAACCGUUAACAGUCCUUUUGGUUCCUGCUGAUGUUAUAAGAAGUUCACAGAAACACAAUGUUCGUCGUUUGAGAUUCAUGGUCAUUGUAUUAACGACAACUUCAGUUCUUUAUCAAACCUUGAUGCUUUCGCUUGGACAGAUCCUCUUGCAAUAUGGUAUUUACAAAUUUGAUUGGGGUUCAGAAGGCAUUUCAAUAUUGAUAAGUACAUUCUCAAUGAGCAAGUGCUUUGCGUUAAUGGUUGUAUUACCAUUCUAUCAAAAGACUGUCCUCCAGUCGUGGUUUGGGUUAAAAGUGUUAAAAACGCAAAUCGAUUUGGUGGACAUAUACACUAUGUUAACCGCUUUGAUCACAGACUUGGUCGUGUUUCUUGCAUUUUAUUUCAUGAAAUCAUCAAUCGAAAUGUACACAUUGUGUGGUCUUUUUGCUAUUGGUGGAUUCUUUAGUCCCGUUUCCAUUUCGGCUAUCCUAAAGACAAUUACUAAAAUCGGUCCGCUUUUUGCGGCAAAUACUUUGCUUUUAAAUAUAGUAUGCAUCGUUUCUCCCAUUGCAAUCUUGGGGACCUACACGAGUUUAAUGAAGAAAAAAAUCGCCGAAGAUAUUUUUCUAAUUUUUGCCGCCUUGAUUUUUGUCUUUGUUAUUGCCAUAUUUUCGUGCAAGGUGGUUUUAAACUUGACUAGUGAAACUACGGAUGAAACGGUUAAUAAAAGAGAGCUGGAUCUCUCUGAACCAUUGAAUUGA
Messenger RNA from Lodderomyces elongisporus, 1872 nucleotides. RefSeq lists its product as uncharacterized. Bases 1 to 1872 code for a protein of 623 amino acids. Gene Ontology annotation, molecular function: transmembrane transporter activity. Gene Ontology annotation, cellular component: membrane. The record is from RefSeq and is a predicted model, not a curated record. The transcript has a single exon. NCBI's taxonomy places the organism in Eukaryota, Fungi, Ascomycota, Pichiomycetes, Serinales, Debaryomycetaceae. Gene Ontology annotation, biological process: transmembrane transport.